This is a messenger RNA of Gossypium arboreum, 1096 nucleotides long. RefSeq lists its product as uncharacterized. Lineage: Eukaryota; Viridiplantae; Streptophyta; Magnoliopsida; Malvales; Malvaceae. The transcript has 2 exons. The record is from RefSeq and is a predicted model, not a curated record. The coding region runs from base 282 to 944 and encodes 220 amino acids.
AAGGAUAUGACCGUUUGAAACGCUCCCUCAUCUCUCAUUUCCAAUUUCAAAAUUUAAACCUUACUUCACUGUCUCGCAAAAAAACAGCCGACAUACUGAAUCAAAAAAGUAUUAAAAAUAACAACACCCAAGAAAAUUAACCAAAGCCAACGCCUCAAAAAGUUGAAACAGUCUCGACGAUUCAAACAUAACUUCUGCUCUCACAAUCUUUCUCGACAAGCUUCGUUAAUAUUCUGUUUGAAACUCCGCAGUUUCUCUGUAAGAGGGGAAAAUUAGACAACAUGUCUAAGAUGAGGUACGAUCGUAAGCCUCCGCUUGCUAAAUCGCCUAUCCGCGUACGACCCCGUCGCGUCCUCCGUUCCAACUCAACCUCCCUGCAAACCCCGCCAGGUUCUUUGACGAAAUCCCAAAAGCCGGUUCGUGCUUGGACAGGCGAAGAAUCAGUGAUUCGACCCGAAUAUCGGUCCAUUUCUUGCGAGUUACAGGCUUUGGCUACGAUGGUUAAACGUGAAGUUGGGAAUGGGGAAAAGGAAAACGCUGGUUUUGGUGAGACCAGUGUCGGCGCCAAGUCGACUAGUCUGUUUGAGAGAGGCAGGUUCUACGAGGAGUACUCGGCGAGGAGAAACGAGAGGCUUAAGAGAAGGAAAGGCGAAACCGGGACGGAGUCAAAGAGUGGGCACCAUCAUGGACUUGGUGUAACCAUUGAAUCAUCAAAGAAAAGAGAGUCGAAGAAGCUGGAGAGCUUGAGGAAAUCGGUGUCUGCUGCUUAUUCCAUGGAGAGGAAUGAGAGUCAGACUCCCAGGUAUCUGCUCCGAAGCAUGAGCAAGGCUAAUGAGAAUAAGUAUAAGAAGCCUCCCCUUGCUGUCAAUAAUUACAACUCGUCUAUGUCUGUGACAGGCACUGCAAGCAAAACUACGACUAGACGAGUUGGUACAAGGGUCUGAAAAUUGAAAACUGGAUUUCUCUUAGGCUUUGUUUUUUUUAAAGAAAUUUGGGCUUCCAUUUUUUUUAAUGGAUUAUGAUUAUGCUUUGGAUUUAGUAGGUAAAUGUUUUUGUUUGAUGAAUAUGAAUAGGAGAUGCUCAAAUAUUUGUAGCA